GAUCACACGAACCCGCGUUGUGUGCAACAGCCCGCAGAAAAGCGGAUCCGUGUGACGAGUUCAUUUUAAAAAUCCCACCCAAACAGCUGCUGAGACCCCGAAGGCGCGAUGAUUUUAACCACUUUGGUCAUGCUACUGUCCUUCCCGGGCUCGGUGGUCACCUUGAAGGGCGGCCCGUCCUCCCGGCCCGCGCGUCUCGACUGCGUAAAGGCCAGCGAGCAGUGUCUGAAGGAGUACAGCUGCAGCACCAAGUACCGGACGAUGAGGCAGUGCGUGGCGGGCAGGGAGACCAACUUCAGCGCGGUCACCGGUCCGGAGGCGCAGGGCGAGUGCCGCAGCGCCAUCGACGCCGUGAAGCGGAGCCCCCUCAACCACUGCAGGUGCAGGAGAGGCAUGAAGAAGGAGAAGAACUGUCUCCGGAUCUUUUGGAGCAUUUUUCAAAGUUUACAGGGUAACGAUUUGCUGGAGUACUCCCCGUACGAACAAGUCAACAGCCGGCUCUCGGACAUCUUCCGCCUGGCGCCCAUCAUAGCCGUGGAGCCCGCCUCCACCAAGGAGAACAACUGCCUGAACGCCGCCAAGGCCUGCAACCUGAACGACACGUGCAAGAAGUACCGCUCGGCGUACAUCAACCCGUGCACCAGCAGGGUGUCCACCUCCGAGGUGUGCAACAAGCGCAAAUGCCACAAGGCCCUACGGCAGUUCUUUGACAAGGUUCCGGCUAAAUACAGCUACGGGAUGCUGUUCUGCUCGUGUCCGCCGGGGGAUCCGACGGCGUGCGCGGAACGCCGGCGGCAAACCAUCGUGCCCGUCUGCUCCUACGAGGACAAAGACAAGCCCAACUGCCUGUCCCUUCAGAACACGUGCAAGACCAACUACAUCUGCAGGUCGAGACUGGCAGACUUCAUCAGCAGCUGCCAGCCGGAAGCUCACUCCAUCUCCGGCUGCCUGAGAGAGAGCUACGCCGACUGCCUGCUCUCCUACUCGGGGCUCAUCGGCACGGUGAUGACGCCCAACUACGUGCGCUCGCUGGGCCUCGGCCUGUCGCCGUGGUGCGACUGCGGCAGCAGCGGGAACAGCAAGGCGGACUGCGAGAGGUUCGCCGAGUACUUCACCGCCAACCGAUGCCUACGAAAUGCCAUCCAGGCCUUUGGCAACGGUACCGACGUGGGAGUGUGGCAACCUCAGCCCCCGAUCGAGCCGACGGCACCGGAGCCCGGCGCCACGCGGGGGGGCAAAGACUGGGCCGUCGGCGGACCGGACGCACUCGAUGACGUCACCAGGCUGGAUCUCGCCGAGGACGCGUUGUUUCACACCUGUGGGACCUUGCAGGUCCGAAAGCUGGUGUCAAACGAGACUUUUGAUGACGCCCAAUGUGUGAACCCCCACCUGGACGAGUCCAGCAACGCCAACGCCAGGAGCCCAGCGUCCGCCCCCCCCUCCUGCCACCCCGCCACCGCGCUCCUCUCGCUCGCCCUCGCCCUGACGCCGCUGCUGCCGCGGCCCGGCGCCUUGCGGCCGCUGUAGGGGUCGCGGGGUCACGGGUCGUAGAGACGCGGGACCGCGGGUCGGCGCCUCCUACUCCCGACAAAGUGAUUAUUAUUAGUUGUUUGUUUUUUGGCACAGUGGACAGUGCGUUGGACAUGUUGCUGGACACAGAGCGGAGACGUCAGCUCAUUGCUCAUUGGACGAUUUGGUGAUUCAGAUACGUGCUGAGGGACACUCUUUUUUUUUUUUGAA
Messenger RNA from Pungitius pungitius (ninespine stickleback), 1740 nucleotides. It is a transcript of the gene gfra1b, whose product is annotated as gdnf family receptor alpha 1b. The record is from RefSeq and is a predicted model, not a curated record. Lineage: Eukaryota; Metazoa; Chordata; Actinopteri; Perciformes; Gasterosteidae. The coding region runs from base 109 to 1527 and encodes 472 amino acids. Gene Ontology annotation, cellular component: signaling receptor complex; external side of plasma membrane. Gene Ontology annotation, biological process: nervous system development. Gene Ontology annotation, molecular function: signaling receptor activity. The transcript has 10 exons.